Messenger RNA from Fraxinus pennsylvanica, 1512 nucleotides. NCBI's taxonomy places the organism in Eukaryota, Viridiplantae, Streptophyta, Magnoliopsida, Lamiales, Oleaceae. The record is from the annotation of a GenBank genome assembly.
AUGGAAAAAGAUCAAGAAAUUCAACCGGAUUUAAUGAUGGAAGAUGAACAAGAUUCACACAGAGCUGAAACGGUGGCGCCGCCGGGUGUUUCCGCCGACAAACCACUGCGGGUGAAGAUCAAGUUUCCAAACAUGAAAGAAAGCGCGGAGGAGGAGGAUGGCCCAAAAGUGAAGGAUCAUUGCUGUGUGGAGUGCAAAAAGAGAUUUAACUCAGGCAAGGCAUUGGGAGGUCACAUGAGCAGUGCUCAUGUUCAGGUCAACAGAGAUUUCUCUCUCAAGAAGCUGAAAUCAAAGAAGAAGCGGCCGAAGAAACUUUUGGGCUCGAAUUCUCCGUCUGACUGUGGCGGAAAAAUUAUUUGUAAGAUCUGUGGGAAGGAUUUCAGAACAAACAAGUCCUUGUUUGGGCACAUGAGGUGCCAUCCUGACAGGGAGUGGAGGGGGAUGGAGCCACCAGCUAUGGCGGCGAUGAAUUUUUCGGAGCCAGAAUUUGAGGCCAUGAAUGGGGUUCCUUCACAUGUUUUUGAUGGUGAUCAGACUGAUUCAGGUCCUGCGGUAGAUUCUCCUGCGGUGGAUUUGAAUAAAUCUGUGAAGUGGCUGGUGACCGGUAAGCGCGGGCGGGUUCCAACUAAGCCACUUGUUGAUUCACCUCUUCUUCGGAGUUCAGAGGAAAUUCUAGCUGUUCAACAGCUUAUAAGGCUUGUCAAUGGGGAUUCAGUGAAACCUAGUGAAGAUCUGGAUUUCAAGCUUAAGGAAGGUGAAGCUACUAACAGCAAUUCUUGGACUCCUGAGAAUGAAACCGAUGGUUUUAAUCAGGAUUUUCAAUUGAAUAAGAACAAAGAGAAGGUGUUUCGAGUUGGAGAUGAAAGGGAUUCUCCUAUUAAAAAGCUGAAAAUUUGGGAAAGAGUUGAUGAAAACCCUGGUGGUGCACAAGUCAGGAGAAUCUUUUACAAUAGCAAAGGAAAGGGUCGAAAAUUGAAUCCUGGAUUGGAUACUGAAAAUUCAAUUAGUUCGGAUUAUUCAUUAGACGAGUUUGAACCUUACAAAUCUGGUACUAAUGGUUCUAUGAUGAUCAAGAAAAAAACUAAAGAAGGGAUGAAAUCAGUGGAUCCAGAGUCGCCACCAAGUUUCAGCCACAUAGGACCGGAAUCUGAAUCUGUUCCUCUUGCCGUGACACCUGAUAAAUACAUUUGCAACACUUGUAGAAAGAGUUUUCCUACACCUCAAGCACUAGGCGGGCACAGAUCGAGCCACAAAAAGUUCAAGGUGAAGGUUUACAACACCAUUGAUGAUCAGUCUUCAAAUGAAGUUUCUUAUGCCAAGUGUAGGCGAAAAGCCAAGGCCAUCAAACAAUUGGAAGUAAACAAUGUUCUUGGAGUUCAGAAUCAAUGCCAUUGCAUUGGUGAGUGCAAUCUUGCUGAUCAUGUUACCUCAACAGAGGAACCGAAAAAAGAGAAGAAAGUUUUCCUCAAGUUCAACCUCAAUGAGAUUCCUAGCCAGGAUGGUGACGAUUAG